AUGGCUUGGGCAAAAACAACAAGAGUCGGAUGUGGAUUUGCCGUAUGUCCUCACCAAGGAUCCUCUGCUGCGUUUGUUGUUUGCCAGUAUCAAGAACUGUACGUCUCAAACAUACUGAACAUUGAUAAAAGAACUACUAUUUGUAUUCCUCCUAGCACCAUUCAUAUGGCAACAUUUUCAAUCAGCCAAUUUAUGAACCGGGAAACCCAUGUGCAAACGAUGCUGACU
Enterobius vermicularis (human pinworm) is the source of this 228-nucleotide messenger RNA. The record is from the annotation of a GenBank genome assembly. Lineage: Eukaryota; Metazoa; Nematoda; Chromadorea; Rhabditida; Oxyuridae.